CUGUGAGCCGGAGGGGCGUGCGCGCGCGCCCUCGCCCCUUUGCGCGCGCGGUGUCACCUUGGGCGCGAGCGGGGCCGCGCGCGCACGGGACCGGGAGCCGAGGGGCAUUGAGAGGCGAUGGCGGCGGCGGCGAGUUCCGGGGCCGGCGGGAUAGACGGGAAGCCCCGUACCUCCCCUAAGUCCGUCAAGUUCCUGUUUGGGGGCCUGGCCGGGAUGGGAGCUACAGUUUUUGUGCAGCCCCUGGACCUGGUGAAGAACCGGAUGCAGCUGAGCGGCGAAGGGGCCAAGACACGGGAGUACAAAACCAGCUUUCAUGCCCUCGCCAGCAUCCUGAGGGCCGAAGGACUGCGGGGCAUUUACACCGGUCUGUCAGCUGGCCUGCUGCGCCAGGCCACCUACACCACCACUCGCCUUGGCAUCUACACCGUGCUUUUUGAGCGCCUGACUGGGGCAGAUGGUACACCCCCUGGGUUUCUGCUGAAGGCUGUGAUUGGCAUGACUGCAGGUGCAACUGGUGCCUUUGUGGGAACACCAGCCGAGGUGGCUCUCAUCCGCAUGACCGCUGAUGGCCGGCUUCCACCUGACCAGCGCCGUGGCUACAAAAACGUGUUCAAUGCCCUGUUUCGAAUUGUCCGGGAGGAGGGGGUCGCCACACUGUGGCGGGGCUGCAUCCCUACCAUGGCCCGGGCUGUCGUCGUCAACGCUGCCCAGCUUGCUUCCUACUCCCAGUCCAAGCAGUUCUUGCUGGACUCAGGGUACUUCUCUGACAACAUCCUGUGCCAUUUCUGUGCCAGCAUGAUAAGCGGCCUUGUCACCACUGCCGCCUCCAUGCCCGUGGACAUUGUCAAGACUCGGAUCCAAAACAUGCGAACGAUUGAUGGGAAACCGGAAUACAAGAACGGACUGGACGUGCUGGUGAAGGUCAUUCGCUACGAGGGCUUCUUCAGCCUGUGGAAGGGCUUCACGCCGUACUAUGCCCGCCUGGGUCCCCACACUGUCCUCACCUUCAUCUUCUUGGAGCAGAUGAACAAGGCCUACAAGCGGCUCUUCCUCAGUGGCUGAGGCGGGUGGGGGGCCAAUACUGCCAUAGUUGGUGUGCCCCUGGGGGGCCUGGACUCUGCUGCCCCGGGCCCCUCUAUUUAUUUCCCAUCCACAGUGUGUGGUUUGUUCCUUUGUCAUAAAGGACGUUGGUCUGUUCUACCCUUGUUCCAGUUUGCCCUGCUUGUCCUGAUCCUCAUGACCUUUCCAAGGAGAUCUUCCCUCCUCUUGGGUGUUAGUUUCAGGACAGCAGAAGGCCUCUUCCUCAGUGGAGACGCUAAGGCCAAGCCGAGGGGCCAGGAGAGAGCAGAAGCUACUCACAGUGGUUGAAGCGGCUGCAGUGGGAGGAUGUGGCCCUCCCUCCUUCCAUCUCAUUGAGGGCUUACUCAAUAAAUUGGAUUGAUGACACUA
Molecule: messenger RNA, 1449 nt
Organism: Loxodonta africana (African savanna elephant)
Lineage: Eukaryota; Metazoa; Chordata; Mammalia; Proboscidea; Elephantidae
Gene: SLC25A11
Product: solute carrier family 25 member 11
Exons: 8
Coding region: 118-1062 (314 amino acids)
Biological process (GO): transmembrane transport
Molecular function (GO): transmembrane transporter activity
Source: RefSeq, a predicted model, not a curated record